This is a messenger RNA of Pelmatolapia mariae (spotted tilapia), 2648 nucleotides long. RefSeq names its product probable G-protein coupled receptor 34. The record is from RefSeq and is a predicted model, not a curated record. Bases 295 to 1377 code for a protein of 360 amino acids. The transcript is spliced from 3 exons. Gene Ontology annotation, molecular function: G protein-coupled purinergic nucleotide receptor activity. Gene Ontology annotation, cellular component: membrane. NCBI's taxonomy places the organism in Eukaryota, Metazoa, Chordata, Actinopteri, Cichliformes, Cichlidae. Gene Ontology annotation, biological process: G protein-coupled receptor signaling pathway.
UGCUCAACGCGAGUUGGACUACAGGAGAAAAUCGAACAUGAGAUAACACAAGGAACUUUUUCCAUUUUUUCAGAGCGGCAAAUUUGGAUUUUUCCUGCACGUUCAACUUACAGGGAUAUCCUGGAGUACCUUAGAGGAAGACAAAAAGACUGCAAAAACUAUAAGUGUGUAUGCGUGUGAGAUUGGAACUGAUCCUCACCGUCCACACAGCCCUUUACACAAAGAAAGAAAUGCAUACUUCUUUUUUAAUGAACUCCAAUAACUAGGACUGUCAAUCCCCUGAAAAAGGUCACCAUGACAAAAAACUUCUCCUGUAAGGACCAAACAACAAACUUAACCCUUGACCCGUGUGGAGAUGACGACACACUGCAGGUCCCGCUGGCAGUGAGCUACUCUAUAAUCUUCAUCCUGGGUCUAGUCGGGAACCUGGUGGCUCUGUGGGUUUUCUUCUGCGUCCACUCCAAGAAGAACUCUGUGCGGGUGUUUCUCAUUAACAUUGCAUUUGCAGACCUGCUGCUGGUGGUCUGUCUGCCAUUCAGGAUACUCUAUCACAGCCAAGGUGACAAAUGGAAUCUGGAUCCCAUCUUGUGUAAAGUAGUGGGCAACCUCUUCUACAUGAACAUGUACAUUAGCAUCACUCUGUUAGGGCUGAUCAGUGUGGAUCGCUACUUUAAGAUCCACCAAAGUGUAGGAAUGCAGCGCAAACUCUGCUCCACAAAGCUCAGCUUCGCCCUGUGUGCCAUUGUCUGGAUUGUGCCCACUUGUAUCAUUUCAGUGAUGGUGUUAUCAAAGAAUGACUCUCCUCAUGUGGGCAGGUGUUUCCACUACAAGAAGCUGGAUAAUACAAAGUGGAAGGCUUACAUCAACAUGUGUAUGGUGGUUCUCUUUUGGCUAGUCUUCAUCUCUCUGAUGAUGUCCUACGGGAAGAUCGCACUCAAGCUGCUGAGGACGUCACAAGCAAAUCCAGAUCUGCCCAACUCCACUCGCUACACUCGAACCGCCAAGAAGUCCUUCUUCAUCCUCUUUCUCUUCUGCAUCUGUUUUGUGCCCUAUCACGUGGUCAGAGUGUUUUACAUAAAAACGCAGAUCACAAACACUUCGUGUUUCUGGAUGUGUGUCGCUGACAAAACCAACGAGGUGGCUCUGCUGUUUUCUGCCCUCAAUAGCUGCCUGGACCCUGUCAUGUACUUCCUGUUAUCCUCUUCAGUGAGGAAGGAGGUGCUGCGCUUGGUGAACAACGUGAUCUGCUUAAGAGAUGUUACAGGCAUCAGUGGGAGCAGCUCCACUGCCGAGAUGGAUAGUAGAAAUGGGAGGACUGACAGAGAACAGCCAAACACCAGUCUAAUUAGUAAUACAAAGAUAGAAAGCGGUUUAUAAAUCCCCACACAGCAGAGCUAUAACUCUACUGACGUAAACAACAUGUAAAUAUGACAGAAGCCAGCAGAAGAAGAGGAGCGCGACAGGGCAGCUGCUGCUCUUGCCUGUGUGCGCCUUUACUUGGUGCUUACCUAAGAAAAACCUUUGAACUAAGGCUUAUUUUGAAAAGUUUUACGACGACUUUACAUUAUUUUAUGCAGAGGAAAUGUACUGGCUCUGUUACACUGUAGGGUCUAUGAUUAGUCCUGUGAGUAAACAUUUGUGUCAUGAUGGGAGUGGGCUCUUUCCACUGAGCCUCAAUAUAUAAGACUUGGAACGACAGAGGAAUAUCUAUCUGCACCAGAAACUUGGACACUCAGUGACAGGAACACUGAAGCUGGUGGUCCCGCAAGUUACUGUGGGUUUUGUUUUCUGUACCAGUGUGGAUCUUUUCUUCUGUAACUGGGUUUGUGGAUGUGUUGUCUUCGAUGGUAAAGAAUCCCAAAAAAUUCCUGAGCCCCACCUCUGGAAACUUUUUUCAUGUAAAUCCGUCCUUAAUGUUACGAGUAAUCCUGCAAAUUAAAAAAUAUGUCCUUUCUUAUUAUAGAGAAACUUGAAUGUACUUGUGUGCCAUCAGACAUUUUGAGUUUUCAUCAUCAGCAUUGUUUUGAUGUUUGAAUUCAAAUAGUUUCAAAGAUACAGGGCAAAGUAGCAGUAGCAACCCCUCACCACACACACACACACACAUACACACGUAGCUAGGGGUGUUUAACUUUGCCAGAUGUGACAAAAAAAAGCAAAAAUAAAAAUACUUAAGUCCAUCAAAGGCAGGACCACUUGGACUUUAAUGCUUUUUUUUUUUUUUACAUAAGCUGAUGUUUUCAUACUAUACUGCUCGAGUGAAACUGUGAACUUAAUCGGGGACUGAGCAGUUCCUUUCACGCCCAUAUGCUGCAUUAAUCUAGUAUAAGCACUGAUAAACGAGAGACACAAACCACAAUUACACAGAUAGAAACAUGAUAACAAGUCAAUACUCUUUUCCCCUCACUGCAUUUAUCAAAGCAUUUGUCAAACACUGUUUAAAUAUAAACGUUUGUGUGACCCUGCAGAUGACCAUACGUCACUAACAAAACACGCUGAAGACAAAGUGAAGGAAAGGUGACAGGAACUUUGCAGACUCGAUCAAAGCCUGAACUUUAUGAUAGUUACAACAGCAUUAGAAAAAAACCCCAGAGAAACGCUUACUGAAGUGAAAGCAUGGGGCUUCACUGAUAAAUACCACUCUUCACAGG